Bipolaris zeicola 26-R-13 is the source of this 2037-nucleotide messenger RNA. RefSeq lists its product as uncharacterized. NCBI's taxonomy places the organism in Eukaryota, Fungi, Ascomycota, Dothideomycetes, Pleosporales, Pleosporaceae. The record is from RefSeq and is a predicted model, not a curated record. Gene Ontology annotation, molecular function: DNA binding; zinc ion binding; DNA-binding transcription factor activity, RNA polymerase II-specific. Gene Ontology annotation, biological process: regulation of DNA-templated transcription; DNA-templated transcription. The transcript has 9 exons. The coding region runs from base 1 to 2037 and encodes 678 amino acids.
AUGACCGAUGACAAACGUAGCCCGGUCACAAAAAAGAGCGCUUUCUCAUGUGACAUCUGUCGCAAGCGGAAGGUGAAAUGUGAUGGUGGGCAUCCCGUUUGUAACCGGUGUAGGGCCCGUGGCGACGUGUGUAUUUACAAGCUUUCUCCUAGUUUGUCAUACACACAGCGGUUAGAGCAAAGAGUUGCAGAACUCGAGGCUGCGCUUGCUGGUCUCAAAGCGGCGUCAAGCGACUCUCCGCUCGAUCAUGCCUCGGAAAUACCAUCUCGAACGUCAGAUGUCCUUCCACACACUGGAUUAGCAAGAGCUACUGAGUCACUGAGGGUUGAAGGAGACGCAGGAGUGUCGUUCCCUGAGUCCACGAGUCUUUUCCGGCUUCCUGGUAGUAUCUGGACACGCCAUAUAGGUCAGGACCAAGCAGACCAAGAGAUGGAUGUUAAGAAGCAGGGUCUGAUCAACAACGCAUGGCGCGAGAGAGUAUUCGAGAAGCUUGCAGAUACGCCCGAGCCCUAUCGAUCUCUCAUAGAUUCUCAUUUCUGCUGGAUUCAGCCACUCUUCAAUUUUAUCUACCGGCCUGCCUUCACACGCGAUAUGAAGACUGGUGGUCCUUACUUCUCACAGGCACUACUCAAUGCCGUGCUCUCGCAUUCAGUCCGAUGGUGUCGUGGCGAGCCAGGCAUGGAGCAAUUACUCGCCCCUUUCGACGGUGGAGCGGCUUUCUCCAGAUGGGCGGUUGAAGAUCUUUUCAGAGAUAUCCAACAUGGGAAUAGCAAAAUCCCUACCGUUCAGGCACUUCUACUACUGAGCGCUCAGCAAUGCGGUUGUGGCAACCGCACUCAAGCGUGGCUGUAUAGUGGCAUGGCAUUCCGACUGAUCGAUGAUAUAGGUAUCUGCGUCGACGGUAAGCGAUACGCGGAUGUUGGACAUUUUUCCACUGAGGAUAUUGAAGUGCGCAAUCGCUUGUUCUGGAGCUGUUACUUCUGGGACAAGCUCAUAUCCCUGUACUUUGGCCGAGCUCCCAUGAUCCAAAACUCUGAGAUCAGUCCACCACGAGUGCUAAUGGAUGAUACAGCCGAAAUUGAACCUUGGACUCCGCAUGGGCUCCCUACUGCCAACUAUCGACCAAGACAGGCGCAUUCGAUCUCAUGUUUCAUCCAGAUGUGUAGUCUGGCAGAAAUUUUGAACCAGAUCCUGAUACACUUGUACAAUCCUUCCCACGAGCUGUCACCCACUAAUGCAUACCAAUGUGCAAUUUCGGAAGGCUCUAAACUGCAAGAUUGGUGGCGAGAUCUUCCCGAACAUCUAAAGAUUAAUCUUGCGGAGAUGCAGUUGGAUUGUCCGCCGAGUCAUAUCGUUACCCUCAACUGUCUCUAUCAUACGAUAAACAUUUUACUGAAUCGCGCGAAACUCAAAUUAAGCAGGGAGUCCGGCUUGGCAAGCGCCAUGGCUGAUCGUAACCCUUUGAUUCAUUGCGUGUCAUCUGCAACAUCAAUCAUUGCAUUGUUUGAUUUGUACAAGCACGCUUUUGGCGAAGGUCAUGUUAUUCUCAGCCUGGCGUACAGUGUUUAUACCGCAGCUUCAAUCUUUCUGUUAGAACUGCAAGCAAUCGGCCACAACGCACCGAAUACGCUGGAAAGACUCAACUUCUGCAUAGGUGCCUUGGAGCGCCUGAGGCAUACAAACCCAGUCAUUACUACAGCCCUGAGCAACAUAUCGAAGGAACUCGAAGUACUUGGAAUUCAAACAGCAUCCUUGGAACCAUCUGGCCCAACCGUCGACACGACGGAACCCAUCGCGAAUAAUCCUCUACUGCCUCUACCCAUGGAUAUAUACUAUCCUUCUGCGUCUGCAAACAACAUGCCUGGAAGCGUUGAACAGAACGAUGAGCCCAUCCUAUUGGAUCUUUCGUACCUCAAUGGACAGAUAGAGGGAGCUGGAAGUUAUAAUCUGCUGGACAUGUCCCAGGAGAUGUAUGGGGCUUUUCUCCAGAUUGAGCCUCUUAGCGUCACGAUGAACCCAGAAUCCGAAAUUUAUUGA